This is a messenger RNA of Penaeus vannamei (Pacific white shrimp), 1604 nucleotides long. The record is from RefSeq and is a predicted model, not a curated record. NCBI's taxonomy places the organism in Eukaryota, Metazoa, Arthropoda, Malacostraca, Decapoda, Penaeidae.
GAAAAUCCUUCAGUCAUAAGAUCAUUCACUAUGUCAAAAUAACCUCAUAAAGAGACAUGUAAACAAAUAGAUACCAAGAUUCCCCGCACACGCAAGGGAUUGGCAACAGUGUGAGAUCAGUCAUGUCUCUUGAUGAUGAAGACAGUACCUGGCUACUAGCCUUAGAAUCGGCGCUACAUGAGGGCGCUGAUGACCAUGAACUCAUAGGUAUCACAAGAGGUCGGAUUUUGCCAGAGGAACACCGAGCUGAGAUCUGGUAUAUAUGUUUGGGGGGAGGCAAUAAAUUCAGCAACUUUGCACAAUUUGAUGAAAUAUUUGAUUUACAAGACCAGAGUGUUGUUAGAGCAGACGUCAAAUCGCUUGUGGAUAAAUUAGGAAAUGAGGAAGAAGACAAGGUAUCUAUUGUGUGCGAUGUGGAGUCUAUAUUUACGCACUACUGCAAAACACGACACUUGAAAUAUGACACAUCUCAGCUCUGGGGCGACAUUGUGUUGCCGCUCCUGGCUGCAAAGAUGCCUAGAGACCACAUAUAUGUUGCUUUGAGGAAAUUUUAGAAAAAAUAUAUACCAAGGGAAUCCGGCCUGGGUGGCUCUGUAUACCACUUGCUUCGGUUGAUCCUCCUCUACCAUGACCCAGAGCUGUCCACGUUCCUUGACUCGCGCAAGAUCACCCCAGACCUCUAUGCCACCUCGUGGAUGCGGAGUCUGUUCUCCUCAGUGUGUAGUCUGGAUGCCACGAUGGCGGUGUGGGACAUCUACUUCCAGGAGAGAGACCCGUUCUUCAUCCUCUUCCUUGCUCUAGUCAUUUUAGUCAAUGCGAGGGACCAGGUUUUGGAGAUGAAAAGCGAGACGCGUGAUCAAAUAAUAACCAUGUUGAGUGGCAUCCCCGGUGGACUCAGUGUUGAUGACGUGUCGGACUUCUGCUCCUUGGCCAGAUAUUAUAUAAUUAAGACUCCGCACACCUUCAGGAAAGAUUUCACAACAGCAAUAGUGUGCAAUAGAGUGGGUGAUCUCCCCCUUUCACAGGCGCUUUGCUUGCCUGUCAGUGCAGAGGAGAUAAUCGAUACUUGUGAUAUGUUGCAAGUUGCUGGUGACGACAUUGAACAGGUGCGGUUCUUCUUGGUGGACUGCCGGCCCUCAGAUCAAUAUAAUGCCGGUCAUCUUCCAAACGCCUUUCACCUCGACUCUAGCCUGAUGCUCCAGCACCCAGCUUCCUUCCAAACUGCCGUCCAGGGUCUCUUUAUGGCCCAGCGUCAGGCCGUUGCCUCGGAGACCCCUGGCUGCGGCCAACACCUCUGCUUCAUUGGCUCAGGGCGUGAACAGGAGGACCAGUAUGUGCACAUGGUUGUGGCUUCCUUCCUACAGCGCAAUAGCCAGUAUGUCAGCCUGGCCAAGGGAGGAUACCAUGCCAUCCACGACCUGCUUGUUCACAAUAUCAGCGAGAGCCUAGCAGACCACGACUCCAAACGGUGCUUAGUCUGUGCGCCAGAUAGCCAGUCCCACUCCUCAGAGCCUGCCGAUCAAGAAGACUUCACCAUUACCACCAAACCCCAGCCAUCACUCAUGAACAAGUUUUCGUCUCUGUCAUCAGUCUUCAAGAUGAGG